GAGGCGUCAGUAUUAAACCGUAUUUCCACAGAAUAACUGACUUUGUUAAACCAGAAAUUGCUUCAGUUGACUGGCCUUCCCCUGCUCGCUGCUGGGGUGAAAAACCCUUCGUCUUAACCACCUCGGAGUGUCUGCUGCAAAAUUAAUUGCUGAACACAGAGAUGUUGAAAACGAUAAGGAUUUUAAGAGUAGGAUGGAGCAAGGCACAAUAUGCUGCAUGUUUCAACACUUUCCUUCAACCCAGGCGAUCUAGCAGGAAUUCAGCCAGGCAGCAAUCGACACAGAAUGUAUUUUCUUCAGUGUGGAAGGACAUCGAAUUGCCGAACUGCACAUUGCCCGAAUUAGUCUUUGAAAAGGCACCAAACUGGGCCGAUAAAGUUGCCAUUGAAUGUGGGGUCUCGGGUAAAUCUUAUACGUAUGAACAAUUGAUAUUAUACAGUAAAAGGUUGGCUUGUUCAUUGUUAAAAUGUGGAUUAAAACCAUCUCAGACAGUCACUCUCUUUAUGCCAAAUAUGCCAGAAUUUCCAGUUUGCUUUCUAGGAAUAUUAGAAGCAGGUCUUACGUUGACAGCUAUCAAUCCAACAUACCGUGCUGAGGAGAUUGUCAAUCAGAUGAAUGAUUCAAGCUCGAGAUUUAUCAUUGUGCAUUACAAUAUGCUUGAAGUCAUUCUUCAAGUGAAAAAUCAUUUUAAAAACCACCUUGAUAUUAUAUGUGUAAAUGAUUUUGACGGGAAAACGAGAGAACUUCCAUCUGGAGUCAGGCCUUUCAGUGAUUUAAUCCAAAACAAUAUAGAUGUUUCCAAACUAGAUAAACAAAAACAUAAAAUAGACAUUAACGAGUCAAUAGCAUUCCUACCUUACUCCAGUGGUACAACUGGACUUCCAAAAGGUGUUUGUUUGUCACACCAAAAUCUAACAAGUAACGUUGCUCAAAUGUGUAUCAAGGAAAUAAAUACAAUUCAAGAGACAACAAAAACCCAUCAAGACACAAUAAUUGGAGUUUUACCAUUUUUCCACAUCUAUGGCACACAAGUUGUACUAGUAAGAUCACUAAGGGAGGGUUCUAAAAUUGUUACACUACCAAAAUUUGACCCUAAGCAAUUUGUCAACAUUUUAGAAAAUAACAAGAACAUUGUUCUUUACGCUGUACCCCCUAUUAUACUAUUCAUGGCUUCACAUCCUUCUGUCACAAGUAAAACAUUGGAGAAUCUGCGGUUUACGGGGUCAGGAGGUGCCCCUUGUGGAAGCACAGAUAUCGAAAGAUUGCUUACAAAACGGGAUCACCAAAUUGUUCAAGCAUACGGAAUGACAGAAGCAUCUCCAGUUUUGACACAUUCUGUACCAGACUCCCCGUGUAAAGCAUCAGUCGGUUAUUGUGUAUCAAACACUUUUGUUAAAAUAGUCGACAUCGAAACAGGAAAAACGCUUGGACCAAGAGAAACUGGAGAGUUAUGUUUUAAAGGACCACAGAUCAUGAAAGGAUAUUUAAACAAACCAGAAGCCACAGCAGAAACAAUUGAUAAAGACGGUUGGCUUCAUACAGGAGAUUUGGGAUAUGUUGAUGAAAAAGGUUGUUGCUUUAUAGUCGACAGGAAAAAGGAGUUGAUUAAAGUUAAAGGUUUUCAGGUUCCUCCUGCUGAACUAGAAGCGGUUUUGCGACAGCAUCCUUCAUUGUGUGAUGCAGGUGUUGUAGGUCAUCCAUGUUCAAAAGCUGGAGAAGUGCCUGUAGCUUUUGUAGUGGUGAAACAAGGAGUCGAGCGGCCUAAAGAAGAUGCCAUUAAAAAUUUUGUGGCAGAUAAAGUUGCUCCUUACAAGCAAAUUAAACAUAUAAUCUUCACUGAAGUAAUACCAAAAAAUGCCUCUGGCAAAAUCUUAAGGAAGCAGCUGAAAGAACUGAUCAAAACAGAGCUAAAAAAAGAAGAAAAUUAAAUGUCACAUGCACUGAAAUUAGUUUUGAAUAUUAGUUAGAAGUAACAUCAAAAGUCACAUCCAAUUUUAUAUAAUAAUAUUGAGUCGUCUGUUUAAAACAAAAAAAAGCACAAAUUACACUUUCCAAAACAUUUUGUCCAACUUGUAAAAGUUUAAAACAUCAUUGCUAAACAAGUGUAUAUUGUAAUUUGGUCAUUACCGAUCAUUUUAGUCUGGUGUAAAAAUCUGUUUUGUUAGGUCUGGAUGACACAGUGAGGAUAGGCAGACCAAAAUGACUAGUAUCAACCAAAUUACACUUUUAUCUACUCACAAAAUCUCCAGGAAAAUUUCACAUAUNAUAGAUAGAU
Cimex lectularius (bed bug) is the source of this 2275-nucleotide messenger RNA. Its product is annotated as 4-coumarate--CoA ligase 1. Gene Ontology annotation, biological process: long-chain fatty acid metabolic process; fatty-acyl-CoA biosynthetic process. Gene Ontology annotation, cellular component: mitochondrion. Lineage: Eukaryota; Metazoa; Arthropoda; Insecta; Hemiptera; Cimicidae. The transcript has 9 exons. Bases 162 to 1928 code for a protein of 588 amino acids. Gene Ontology annotation, molecular function: long-chain fatty acid-CoA ligase activity. The record is from RefSeq and is a predicted model, not a curated record.